Messenger RNA from Anoplopoma fimbria (sablefish), 539 nucleotides. It is a transcript of the gene crygs2, whose product is annotated as crystallin, gamma S2. The record is from RefSeq and is a predicted model, not a curated record. Gene Ontology annotation, molecular function: structural constituent of eye lens. Gene Ontology annotation, biological process: visual perception; lens development in camera-type eye. NCBI's taxonomy places the organism in Eukaryota, Metazoa, Chordata, Actinopteri, Perciformes, Anoplopomatidae.
AUGGGCAGGAUUGUCUUCUACGAGGACAAGAACUUCCAGGGCCGUCGCUACGAGUGCGACAGCGACUGCUCGGACUUCCACACCUACCUGAGCCACUGCAACUCCAUCCGGGUGGAGAGCGGGGCCUCGGUGGUGUACGAACGGCCCAACUACACGGGCUACCAGUACGUCCUGGCCAGGGGGGAGUACCCAGAGUACCAGCGCUGGAUGGGCCUCAGCGACCGCCUCAGCUCCUGCAAGAUGGUCCACUUUACCAGCGGGACCCUGUACAAAAUGCAGCUGUAUGAGAAGGCCGACUUCGGAGGCCAGGCCUUCGAGGCCACGGAGGACUGCCCCUCUCUCCUGGAGAAGUUCCGCUGGAGGGAGGUCAACUCCUGCAAGAUCUUCGACGGCUGGUGGGUUUUCUACGAGCACCCCAACUACCGCGGACAGCAGUACUUCCUGAGAAGGGGGGAAUACCGCAAGCCCGGCGACUGGGGUGCCGUCAGCCCUGCGGUCCAGUCCUUCAGGCGCUUCACUGAAUGAUUUAAACCCUCCAU